Molecule: messenger RNA, 993 nt
Organism: Trichechus manatus latirostris (Florida manatee)
Lineage: Eukaryota; Metazoa; Chordata; Mammalia; Sirenia; Trichechidae
Product: quinone oxidoreductase PIG3-like
Molecular function (GO): quinone binding; quinone reductase (NADPH) activity; NADPH binding
Source: RefSeq, a predicted model, not a curated record
AUGUCAGCCAUGCACUUUGACAAGCCAGGAGGACCAGAAAACCUUUACCUAAAGAAGGUGGACAAGCCAAGCCCAGGAGAGAGUGAAGUCCUUCUCAAGGUGGCAGCCAGCACCCUGAACUGGGCGGACUUACUCCAGAAACAAGGCCAGUAUGCCCCACCGCCAGAAGCCAAUAUUUUGGGACUCAAGGCAUCUGGACAUGUAGCUGAGCUGGGUCCCAGAUGUCAGGGGCACUGGAAGCCUGGAGACUCAGCCAUGGCUCUGCUGCCCGGCGGGGGCCAGCCUCAGUAUGUCACUGUCCCCAAAGGGCUCCUCAUGCCUAUCCCAGCAGGACUGUCCCUGCCCCAGGCUGCGGCCAUCCCAGAGGCCUGGACCAUAGCCUUCCAGCUGCUGCACUGUGUAGGAGGUGUGCAAGAGGGAAAGACAGUGCUCAUCCAUGCUGGCACAGGAGGCGUGGGCACAGCUGCCAUUCAGUUGACCAGGCUGUUGAAAGCCAUUUCCCUGGUGACCAAGAGCUCCAAGAAGAAUAUUCAAAUGGCUCAAAAACUGGGUGCUGCAACUGGGUUUGAUUAUAAGAAGGAGGACUUCUCUGAGGAGGCUCUGAAGGCCACCCAGAGUGUGGGUGUCAAUGUGAUCCUGGACAGCAUUGGUGGCUCUUACUGGGAGAAGAACUUCCACUGUUUGGCUACAGAUGGUCGAUGGGUUCUGUGUGGCCUCAUUGGGGGAGCAAAAGUCAAUGGACCUCUGCUUUCCAAGCUGUUGUAUAAGAAAGGAAGAUUAAAGGCUAGUCUGCUGAAGUCCAGGGACAAGAAGUAUAAGGAAACACAGGUGAAGACUUUCAUGGAGUAAGUCUUAUCUCACCUCUCCACUGGGAGUGCUGUACAGGUGCAGCCUGUUGUGGAUUAAGUCUUGGCCAUGGCUGACGUCCAGAAGGCCCACUCUCUCGUGGAGGCCAAAUACAAUGUGGACAAAAUUAUCCUGGAGAUGCUCUGA